UGCUGUGUCUGUGUUAUAAGGUGGUGAUACUGUGAGGACAUGCUUUGAAUAUCAAUGACUUUCAGCAGUCUCUGACAUACAUGCAUGCUGGCGCACUCUCUCUGUCUCUCUCUCCACCCCCCUCUGUCUCACAUCAGAUCUGUUGAGGGCUGGUAAUUAAGCCAUUCAUUAGCCCAGCUGUUAUAUUUUAUUAUAUAUAUCUUUUAAGAUUGGAGGGCAGUCUGUUGGUUUAGUCCGUGUGCCAAUGAACAUAAAGCUGGAGAGGAGCUGCUGCCUGCAAACCUAACAAUCCAGAUUCAUUCAUCGGGCUUUGAAAUUCACGAAUGGCUUCUCCUUCGGAUCUACAGUAGAAAGCCUCGGAGCCAAGCUCGAUUUCGACUGGGAAGUGAAAGAUGUCCGGUGACAAACAGGGAAUGAAAUCUAGCUCCUCCAUCGUGCCAUGUUUCCUCUGUGUGGAGUUGGUCAUAAUGGCUGGCACCAUCCUGCUGGCGUACUAUUUCGAAUACACCGACACCUUCCCCGUUCACAUUCAAGGCUUCUUCUGCUACGACAAGACGUUCUCCAAGCCCUACCCUGGUCCUGAAGAGAGCAGCAGAGUGCCGCCUGUGCUGGUCUACUCCCUGGUCACAGCAAUACCAGCAGUCACGAUUUUGGCCGGAGAACUGUCUGCCUUUUUUCUCAGAUCGGACGCUGCUCGUGAAAAGACCAUUGCAACGGGAGAUUGCUGCUAUUUCAACCCCCUGCUGCGCAGAAUUGUGCGCUUUCUAGGAGUUUACUCGUUCGGUCUCUUCACCACCACGAUCUUCGCUAACGCUGGUCAGGUGGUCACAGGGAACCAGGCGCCCCACUUCCUGACGGCAUGUCGCCCCAACUACACAGCGCUGGGCUGCCAAUCUGCCCUGCAGUACAUCACCGAUCGACGGCCCUGCACUGGCAACCCCGGCGUGGUGGCGUCCGCCCGCAGAUCCUUCCCUUCCAAGGACGCAGCUCUGAGUGUCUACUCGGCCGUCUACACCGUGAUGUACGUGACGCUGGUAUUUCGAGCGAAGGGCACCCGGUUAACCAAGCCCACGGUUUGUCUGACCCUCCUCUCCCUGGCCGUGCUGGUGGGGGUGAUCCGAGUAGCCGAAUACCGGAACCACUGGUCUGACGUGCUGGCGGGCUACCUGACCGGGGGCUCCAUAGCCACAUUCCUGGUUACUUGUGUGAUCAACAACUUCCAGAGCAGACGGGUGGAGCCCCUGAAGCCGGUGCGCCCCGAGCCUGUGGGGGGGAUGCCGAUGAUGUCACUGCCGUGCGUCGAGAGUCCACUCGAAAAGUUAAGUGGCGUGCAGACUCAGCGAGCUGCAUUCUCAGAGAUCACAUGAGCGACAGCCGUACCUCUACCCUGUCACUCCGGACGUGCUCAUUCCAUCGCGGUCCAUCUCCAGCGAAGUCUAGACCAGCCGUCAUCGGCUCUGCACCCUUCCGCUCUGCCCCAUCACAAACCCACGACAGCAGAGCCCAGGCCUGCUUCUCUCCUCUCGUCUGAACCGCACAGGAAAGAAACGCAAGCAUUCCACCAACCGCCGAGUCUCAGCCAGCCGAGCCAGCUUUCUUCUUUAGGGACGUGUUAAAUCUACCAGCGUAGUGAAGCCAGGGAGUCUCUGUUAAAGUUAUCAGCAACUGCAGGUGAUGGGAAUAAGACUCCUGUUGCACAGCAGUGCGAUCCAUUCCUGGUUUUUACCUAUACACUGGGGCUAAUCAAGCUCGUAGAAAAACCUGGAAUGGGUGAAACUGCUGUGCAACUGGAGUCGUAUUGUCAUCCCCAGAACUGUGCUGUUGAUUAUGUGCCAAAAAAUGAUUUUCUUUGACCAACAUUUCCAUUAGAAGUCUUUCUCAGGGAGUGGCUCACCUGUCAAAGUCAUGACAAAGAUUCAGUUUUUGAGACGUCUGUGUCGAGGUGAUUUGACUUGGCGUUCAGGAGCUGCUCUUGUUCUAGUUGCUGCUGCCAUAGGUAUUUGUAACACAGGCCAAAGUGUCUUUAUAUGACUAAGCGCCAGCACCAUCUAGUGCACGGCUAGGGUACUGCCAGCAAAACAAAAGGAAAUUUAAUCCAAAGGGGCAAAUCACUAGAUGACGUUGGCUCUUUCUUCUAUAAAUACAUUUGACUGAUCAAAGCAACAUCUAUAGCAGGCAACUAGACCUGAAAAGCAGCUCUUGAACCCGGGUAAAAGCACCUUAAUCAAAGAAACAAACAGUUGUUGAAUAAUUGCACACUCAGAAUGAUUGCACACAUUAAAAAAACAAUACAGGACGGUAAAAAAAAAACAGACAAAGAAAGAGAUUGAAAUUUGAAGCUUCUGACUUAAAUUACAAAGCAUUGCUCGUAGCCCGAUCAUUUGAUGAUGUGCAGACCAGCAGGUGUCUCUGAUGCGUUUAGACACGGUUCAUUGUUCAGUUUAUCAACAGCUUGCUUGCCGUCUGUGUCACAGAUGAAAACAAGUGGUGGAUUUAACACCUCGUCCUUCCUUCUGUGCAGCAGCAAAAACGCAGGGAAAAAUACUUAAAAAAAACCAGGACAAAACAUUCCACCUCAAUUCGAGUCAGGACUAUGAGGCCGACCCUCCUGUCCGGAAAAUACAAAAGCACCCGACAGACGCCAGGAAAACAUUCCGCCCCCAGCCUUCGGAACAGGGUGUCAUCUUCUGCACUACAGAACGAAACCAACCGCGGAAAAACACCAAGAAAAAAAACACAUUCCACAGUGAGGGGAGUCCAACCACAACGCAGACGCUGUGGAAGAAACGCCCAGAGCUACAGAAUCACACUUCCAAAGGUACAGCUGGAAGAGACCAAGAGAAGCAGGCAAACGCCUCCUUCAGCGCACUUCUGCACAGCACACUGAAGAGGGCGCUGGCCGCAAGUCUACUUGACUUUAUACAUAAAAAACAAAGGACCCUGCUGUUUUCAAUCUUUCUGUCAUGGAUUAGUUAGUCUAUUUAUUUUAUUCGAUUAUUUAUUUGUUUAAUGUAUUUUUCCCCGCCCCCAUACAGUAGUCUCUUUCUAAGCAGUUGGCACCAAAACCGGUUCCGAUCAGUGAUUUUUGGACUCCUGAUCAUAGUCUGUACCGUACUGAAAAUGCCUGCUCGAUGUUUUUGCAUACUUCUAUUACAUCAAAAAGAAGAUGAAUUAAAAACAAAAAAGACAGACAGACAGAUGUUUGACAUGCAAGAUCCUGCUGUACUUCUCACUGUAAAACCUCCUACUACCUGAAAUAAUUGGUGACAGUGGGUGCUGGUAAAAUGGUUUUCAUCCUCUUGAUAUGGCAUCCCCCUCCUAUUCAACCUCCAAAAAGGAUUUCAGUACCUCCUACAGUACAAUGUUUAGUACUGUGAAUGCCAGGGGCUCCGGGCUGGGCAGCACCUUGUGACAGCAGGACAGCAGAGUUGUGUGCAGAAAGGGGGCGUGUGCACCAGUUUGGAUAAUCAAGGUUUUAUAACACGCGAUCGACGCCUGUUGAAACCCCGAGGAUUGCCAUUCACCUCAUCCCCAGUCGUUGCCCUUUGUUCAGGUAGUUUGUGUCUGGCCUAUGUCUGGAAGCCUAGCUGGGGCUGACGGAGUCCCGUUUCAAAUCGGGUGGAUCUUGCAGAGUGUCUGCCUGCAGCCAGCAGAAACAAACCAGGCUGAUUUCAAACCGCUUUCAACUGAGACAGAUGGAAACGUGCCAAUAUUUAAACCUCUUUAACUCUUUCAAGACUGCAGACCAGUAAAGGGGUCUCUGCAGCACCACUCAGCACAGAAGACCCGUUCACCUCUUCCAGUCUUGGAUGGGACCCUAUAUACAGUCAUUUCUAUGUGUUUUUCCAUGCAAGACACUGAAACUAAUCAAUUAAUUCAUAGUAGGGUUGUCUUUGUGCAAAGUUACAUAGGCGUUGACCACCCAAUACCCUGAUAAGACACAGCUGGAUUUUUUUAAAGCAUUUUACAGUAUCAGGGAAUCCACCUGGAUAGAGGAUAGAGGACAGCUGAUAACCGCGGAUCACACAAGGAUCCAGCCCAGGACUGUAAAACGCUCUGCGGUUUUCAGAGCUCUGGGAAAGGGUUCCUGUUUGAAGGUUUUAACGUGUCCCUGUAGAAAUGCUGCACUGUCUACAAUGGAACCCCGUCCUGGU
Molecule: messenger RNA, 4154 nt
Organism: Acipenser ruthenus (sterlet)
Lineage: Eukaryota; Metazoa; Chordata; Actinopteri; Acipenseriformes; Acipenseridae
Product: phospholipid phosphatase-related protein type 5-like
Exons: 8
Coding region: 393-1367 (324 amino acids)
Biological process (GO): phospholipid metabolic process; signal transduction; phospholipid dephosphorylation
Molecular function (GO): phosphatidate phosphatase activity
Source: RefSeq, a predicted model, not a curated record